Molecule: messenger RNA, 1524 nt
Organism: Cadophora gregata
Lineage: Eukaryota; Fungi; Ascomycota; Leotiomycetes; Helotiales; Ploettnerulaceae
Exons: 10
Coding region: 1-1524 (507 amino acids)
Biological process (GO): carbohydrate transport; transmembrane transport
Cellular component (GO): membrane
Molecular function (GO): carbohydrate:proton symporter activity
Source: RefSeq, a predicted model, not a curated record
AUGCUUUUUGGCUGGGAUAUUGGAUCCAUUGGUGGCAUUAUUGUGAUGGAAGCAUUCAAAAAAGAGUACAAAAUCACUCCAAAGGUUGCCGCAACCUUGAAUAGCAACAUCGUCAGCACUCUUCAGGGAGGAUGUUUCUUCGGAUCCUUGAUUGCCUACUACAUUGCAGAUAGAUGGGGAAGAAGACCAUCUCUCCUUUUAGCAGCUGCGGUGACUUGUGCUGGUGUCACUCUUCAGUGUGCUACUAAAGGUUAUCUUGAUGGGCUCUACGUUGGACGACUUAUUGCCGGCUUCGGUGUUGGUGCUGCUAGCAUGCUUACACCCCUUUACGUUAGCGAGAACGCACCUCGUGCUAUCCGGGGUGGUUUGACUGGCCUCUAUCAAUUGUUUAUCGCUACUGGUGUUAUGCUCAGUUUUUGGGUGAACUAUGGAAGCUACAAAAACUUCAAACCUCAGAAAACAAACAACGCUACCUGGCUCCUCCCACUGGCACUUCAAGCCAUUCCAGCGAUAUUCCUGUUUCUCGGUGUGUUUUUCUGCAAUGAGUCUCCAAGAUGGCUUGCUAGAAACGAUAAUUGGGAGCAAGCAACUGCUGUCAUCUCUCGGAUCACAAACCUUCCUCGAGACCACCCCUACGUCCAGAUGGAAUUAGAAGAGAUGAGAGAACAGCUUGAAAAUGAGCGACGUCUGAUCGGCGGUGCUUCCUUCUGGGAUUUGCAACGAGAAAUGUGGACAAUCAAGGGAAAUCGCAAGCGAGCUUUGAUAUCCAUCGGGCUUAUGGUCUGCCAACAAAUGACUGGAACUAACGCCAUCAAUUACUACGCACCGCUCAUAUUCAAGAACUUAGGAAUCACCGGAACCGAUACCGGUCUCUUCGCCACCGGUAUCUACGGCGUCACUAAGAUGGUAACCUGCGCCGCCUUUCUCCUCUUCGCAGCCGACUCCCUAGGACGCCGCCGCUCCCUCCUCUGGACCUCAAUCGCCCAAGGCUGCGCCAUGUUCGUAAUCGGCUUCUACGUUCGAUUCAAGCCCCCCGUUCCAGGCGAACCCAUUCCCGGCGUCGGCUACUUCGCACUCGCCUGCAUUUUCCUCUUCGCAGCCUUCUUCCAGUUCGGUUGGGGUCCUUGCUGCUGGAUUAUUGUCUCUGAGAUCCCUACCGCGAGAUUGAGGGCCAUGAAUGUUGCGCUUGCGGCUGCGACGCAAUGGCUUUUCAAUUUCGUCGUCGCCCAGGCGGUGCCGCAUAUGAUGGAGGAUGUUGGGGCGCAUGGGUAUGGGACUUAUUUCAUUUUUGGGAGCUUUUGCUUUAGUAUGUUCUUCUAUGUGUGGUUCUUGAUUCCCGAGACGAAGGGGUUGAGUCUGGAGAGGAUGGAUGACAUCUUCGGUGUUACUGAAUUAGCUAAAGCUAUUGGUGAUGAGGAACGUGCUCAUUCUCCUGUCGAGAAGAAUUCUCACACUGAAGUCAUUGAGAGCACAGGGAGCCCCAGAUUCCAAGAGCAGGCAAGAGACAGAGAAGUGCAGGUUUAA